UGGACACCAUCAUGCGAACCUACCAGAAAUAUCCCGAAGAAACUAUCCGACUUCUAAUCUUCAGCAUGCCAGAAUGGGGCAACACAACGUGCAUCUACCUGGCCAUCAACAACUACAACUUGAACUUCCUGUCACAAACGCCGUGUAAAGAACUCAACGAUCGCUUGUGGAACUGGGGUACUCACGUCAAGAACGAAUGCAUGUGGCACGUGAAUGAAGACAUGAAGGAAUCAGAACAAAAUGUUGACAUACUACAGAAACAAAAUGUUGACAUACUACAGAAACAAAAUGUUGACAUACUACAGAAACAAAAUGAUGGAGGAAAAUAUCAUGAAAAGAAUAGUCAAAACAGCACAGUUCUACAAGUUGAAAACAAAAAUGACUGCCCUCCUCUGAGUUCUGCUAAUGGAGAUAGUGGAGAAGAACAAGAAGAAAUAGAACACUGCCGAGUAUGCGACGAAUGCAGUGAUCAUAAAAAGUUGGCCAAAAUUUCAAUAUGGACCAUGUUCUGUUUCUGCACGACCAACAAGUAUGAUCCAAUCGUGAGAAAACUUUUGGCGCCAUCAGUGCUUGUUCUGUUGCAGUUGCUAGGCCACCUGGUGUUUCUUGUUCUCUACGCCAUGUUGCUUGUCUCUGUGCUUCAUCCAGGCUCCUUUCAUUGGCUGGAAUGGUUGGUGUGGGCGUGGAUAAUCACAUUUCUUUGUGAGGAAUUCAACCAGUACUUGCGAAACCCCCUUUUCAAAUGGAAGCAGCUCUUCUUCAUUGUGGAGCUUAUAUCAUUGAUAUUCUUCUUCGGGGGAUACGGGCUACGCAUAGCUGUCUUUUACAACCCUACCAGCGUAACGAUGAUCAACUACACCCACGUCAUACUUGGAAUGUCUUACAUCGGCUUUUCUGUUGGGCUUCUAGAGAUCUGUUACUCCAGUGAGUUCUUUGGACCUCUCAUGGCCAUGUUUAAAAAUAUGCUGCUGAAACUGCUCAGGUUUAUGGUGAUCAUCCUUGUGUUUUUCUUCUCCUACGCCGUCGCCUCUGAGUCCGUUCUGUAUCCCAGAUCUAAGCUCACUCCCUUGUUGGCUUAUAACGUGAUACGUAAAGCUUUUUGGGGAAUGUUUGGUGAAUUUUUCCUGGACGAGCUAGAAAGUCAGGAGGGUGACAUCGAUGAGCCAACAUGCACCAACGACCCCAGCCUGUAUGAGGACUACGGACAACUUCGAUGCCCCACAGGGACGGGGAGAUAUUUCGUUCCCAUCUUGCUGGGCUUUUAUUUUCUCACCAUCAAUAUCCUCCUGUUUAACAUCAUCAUCGCUGUCUUCAACUCAGAGAUCAAGCGUAUCGAGAAGAAAGCCGAGGGUGUGUGGAGGCGUCACUCACUCAAGUUUACAACAAAAUACCACAAGAUGCUCUUUCCUGCCCCAAUCUUUCUAUGGAUUUUCCCGUUUCUUGUUAAAUUUGUCUACGCCAAGGAAAAGUUCUCUCCAUUUUUGAAGGAAAUCACAGAAGCAGAAAAGCCCCUGCAACUUCGUUUAUCGAGAAUUCAAGAUGAGAUCCGAGAACAAUAUAUCGUAGACAUGGCAGGACAAGACCUCAGAGAUGAAACAAUAAACAUUAGCUGUAAAGUCAAUUGUCCUCAUACAGAUUCACCAGAGUAUCAACAAACAUUCUCACGUCCAGUAAGAGGUGAUCCAGUGAAUGAAGAGUCAGCCGUUGCAGUGCUGACCACUACACGUCCUUUAAUGACGAGUCGUAGGAACUCAGACGGAUCAUGGGCAACUCAGAGAAAUAGAUUUUUCGCUGUACGGACCAGAUACAAAUACGGACUUCGAUGGGAUUGUGUCAGAGUCCGCCCAUUGUCUAGAAAACAACUUCGUCACGACGUUGACCCUAAGGGAUUAAACGUGAAAAUAACAAGUAGCUAAAGAAAAUCCCUUAGAACUGUCUGGUUACAGUGAUGUAUCGAGUUAAACAUAUAUAAUGUGUUAUGUAUGACACAAGUAAUACAUGAAUCUUUAUACGUUAUAAUUUAUAUUCUAAAACGAGCCAGUCUUUAAUAGAAACUCAUUCAGAAAUUACCUUGCUAUUUCAUUAACACGAGACAAUCCGGGGCGUAUCAUACGUCGCUAUUUAGUUGUUUUAUUUUCUAUUUUUCAGUAAUUCAUAAUUUGUGAAUUCGACAGUACCAAUGCUGCCACUGAAAAUAUUUGCUU
Messenger RNA from Physella acuta, 2204 nucleotides. Its product is annotated as transient receptor potential cation channel subfamily M member 1. Gene Ontology annotation, molecular function: monoatomic cation channel activity. Gene Ontology annotation, biological process: monoatomic cation transmembrane transport; metal ion transport. NCBI's taxonomy places the organism in Eukaryota, Metazoa, Mollusca, Gastropoda, Physidae. The record is from RefSeq and is a predicted model, not a curated record. Gene Ontology annotation, cellular component: plasma membrane.